Molecule: messenger RNA, 1896 nt
Organism: Tetrahymena thermophila SB210
Lineage: Eukaryota; Ciliophora; Oligohymenophorea; Hymenostomatida; Tetrahymenidae
Product: transmembrane protein, putative
Exons: 5
Source: RefSeq, a predicted model, not a curated record
UAUAAAAGAAUCAAAAAAAAUUAAUAAAUAAAUCAAACAAAUUAUCAUUUCAUAUAAACAACAUAAAAUCUUUAGUAAACUCUAGCCUAGAAUUUUAAGAAAUUUAUGAAUAAAUUUAUAAUUACGAUUCUGAUGUUGCUAGCUGUUUCCUCAGCUACUCAAGCAGAAUUUCUUUAGUAAAGUUAGUAGAAUUAAAACAAUACAAUUAAUCAUGAAAGUUCAAAUUAGAAGUAAAUAAUGCUAAAUAAAUUAAAUGAGAUUGAACGCGUAGCAGUGAUCAAUAUAAUCGAUAAAAAUGAUUAGAACUGCUCUGAAUUAUAAUUAAAAAUACAGUUUAAUGUUUAAAAUGAGAGUUUCAAAGGUAUUUAAGAUAUUUGUUAGGAGUUUGUAUCUUAGCUUAAUACUUUUCUAGAAAUGUAGACUUAAAAUUAGCAAAUAAAAAUUACACCAAAAGCAACUUUUGAUAACAAAUGCUACUUAGCUUUUGACCAAUAAAAUAAAAAUAAAAAAUUGAUAAAUACAAAAAACAAUAGCGAAAUUUGUUAAGUUGCUAAAAAUGAAGCUAAAAAUUACUUAAAAAGCUUGAGAGCUGAGUAAUAUUUAUCUUUUUUAGGGUACUCAUUAAGGGACAAUAACUAUUAUAUAUAGUUAGAUUAAACUAAUUAAUAAUAUACUACUAUUAAUAUAGAUUAAAUUGAUUUAGAAAUAAGCAAAAAUAAUAAAAUUUUUGAGCAAGAUCUUGAUAAAAGAAUAUUGCAAGAUACAGCAAGUAACAGUGGAAGUAUAUUUAAAAAUGCAAAAGAUCAAGAUGACAGCAGCGACAUAUUUGUCUAAUAGCAUUUCAGAACAUGUCUAGGUAAUCUUGGUAUUUUGCUUUUCGUGAGUCAUACUGUAAUGUAUUUCGCCUUACAAGGUGAUGAUAAAGACAUUCCAAUCAAGAAGGAAUCAAUUUUUGACUAACCUUAUCUAAGCUUUAGUAGAUAACAAAGCCAAAUCUAAGAGAAUGGCUAAGACAAUCGUCCUAACAUACAAAAUAGUAAUAAUGUCCCAAACUAAAAUUAAGACGAGUAAUUGCAUUAACUAAAUUAAUUUUCAAAUGUUCACAAUAGAAUAAGUUCUGAGAUAAUUCAAAAUAAUAUUAAUAACCAUAUUGAAAAUCAUAAUAAUUAAGCUUAAAACCAAUAGUAAUAAUUAGUAGAAAUUAAUCUAAAUAAUCUCAACAAUAAUAUUAUAAUUGAUAAUAAUAACAAUAUCAACAUCAACAACAACAACAAUAAUAAUUAGAUUUAGAUUGACUUAGAAAAUAAUAGAAGUAUUUAGCGAAACAAUUCCUAAUACAACUAAAAUAGAGUCUUUCCAGCUUAAUAAAAUCAAAAUAAUCCUGACAUCCGAAUCAAAUACAACUCUAAAAUAAUCUUCCUUCAUGCAAGAUACGCUUAUUAUAAAAAAAUUGAAAACACACCUAGAUGGAUGAGAAUAUUCUUUAUUUUUGUUUACAUGAGCAUCUUUUAAAUGAUUCUAUCAAUAUUCUUGUAGUAGAAGUUUUCAUAAAAUAUAUAUCUCUUUAUUAUAGUAAAUGCUUUGACUUGGUUAGGAGUUUAUCUAUAUUCAGGCAUAUUUUACUUGAUAUUUUACAUAAUUAGUCCAUAAGAUAGAGAAAAUAACAAAUGCUCUAAAUAUUUCAUCAUUUUCUUAAUAUAUGUUCUUAACCUCCUUUACGUGACUUCAAACUAUACUCGCACCUAGUAAGAUAGUUCUAGGUUAUUCUACUGGCCUAUUUUAUAUUUGCUGAUUGAUUAAUUUGCUAUUGACUAUGUUUUCCUAUACAUUUCUAUGAAAUAUUCUCUAAUUCGUUAUGCUAAGCUUUUUAGCAUAAAAGCUUCUCCUAAUUAAUGA